Messenger RNA from Tachyglossus aculeatus (Australian echidna), 1943 nucleotides. RefSeq names its product polycomb group ring finger 3 (gene PCGF3). The coding region runs from base 102 to 830 and encodes 242 amino acids. NCBI's taxonomy places the organism in Eukaryota, Metazoa, Chordata, Mammalia, Monotremata, Tachyglossidae. The transcript is spliced from 9 exons. Gene Ontology annotation, cellular component: PRC1 complex. The record is from RefSeq and is a predicted model, not a curated record. Gene Ontology annotation, biological process: regulation of transcription by RNA polymerase II.
UCCCCCCCCCUUCCCCCUGUCGCCGCGCGGACCUCGCGCGCCGGCCCUCGAGAGGCGGUCUCGCGGAUCAGCUGUCCCAGCGGCCACGGCAGACACCAAAGAUGUUGACCAGAAAGAUUAAGCUUUGGGAUAUUAAUGCCCAUAUCACAUGUCGCCUGUGCAACGGAUAUCUUAUUGAUGCUACCACUGUAACAGAGUGUUUGCAUACCUUCUGUAGGAGUUGCCUGGUAAAAUAUUUGGAAGAAAAUAACACUUGCCCCACGUGUAGAAUUGUUAUACACCAGAGUCACCCUCUGCAAUAUAUCGGUCAUGACAGAACAAUGCAGGAUAUUGUUUACAAACUGGUACCAGGCCUGCAAGAAGCGGAAAUGAAAAAGCAGAGAGAUUUCUACCACAAAUUGGGCAUGGAAGUGCCAGGGGACAUCAAAGGAGAAACUUGUUCUGCAAAGCAACACUUAGACUCCCAUAGGAAUGGUGAAACGAAAGCAGAUGACACUUCCAACAAAGACACAUCAGAAGAGAAACAAGAAGAGGAUAAUGACUAUCACAGAAGCGAUGAACAGGUAAGCAUCUGCUUGGAAUGCAAUAGCAGCAAAUUGCGUGGACUGAAACGAAAAUGGAUUCGCUGCUCAGCACAAGCAACCGUCUUGCAUCUAAAGAAGUUCAUUGCCAAAAAACUUAACCUUUCGUCUUUUAAUGAGCUGGACAUAUUAUGCAAUGAAGAAAUCCUCGGCAAGGACCAUACACUCAAAUUUGUAGUUGUUACCAGAUGGAGAUUUAAGAAAGCACCUCUACUGCUACAUUACAGACCCAAAAUGGACUUGCUGUAAGGGAACUUUAUUGUCCUUCUGGACAAAGUUUUUUGCAAAGACUAUCAUCAGGCACCUUCUUAGUGCAUCAGUUAACUUGCAUAUGUGACACAAAACGGAAGAAUCAUUCUGGAAAACUAAUGAACUCACUGCAGACCAUUCUUCAGAAUAUUUCUCCUAGGUGGUGUGUGACUCCUAUUUCUGGACAGAAUAUUUAUACCUUUUUGUAUGAAAGAAAAAACUCACGACUCAACAAGACACUACCAGCACUAGGUUUACAGAUACUGAAAACACUUCACAGUUUUAUGUAGCUGAGUAGAAUUUAUCUCUUUGUUGCAAUUACACAAAAAUAGAUGAGUAAGUGUAGGGUGAUAGACGUUACUCUUCUGACACCAAAUUCCCUUGGUUCCUUUCCUAUUUUUUGAAAAGUUCAAAAGUCAUUUCAGUAUAUCUUACGAGUUUGGCCCUAUUCUAUGCCACAAACCUCCUCUUCUUCUUCUUCUUCUUCUUCAAUGAAUCCUUCCUAGGUCAUUGAAAAUUCCCUUUGGUGCUGAUAUUUAUGCUGCUUCUAACUUCCUGAAUGCUUAAUAUAUAGCCAUUUCACUUAAACAUAUAUUUUAGAAUAUAUCAAUAGGGAAACUCAUUAAUUUUGAGUUCAGUUGUGGCUAGCUCAGUUUCCAUGCUCUUUGUUGCUAUAUAUGAUAAUACAGUCAAGGAAUUUCUCUUGAUCGGUCCCAGUAUUUUACUGCAGCAUAAAUGCCAUCAAGAUCAUCUAACAAGUGUAUACACAUGUGCUUCAUAAACCACUCAAAUUUAUUUUAAGGUAGAUAUGGCAAAGAUAGCUAGAGCUUGCAGAAUUACAAUCUUUUCUUGGGGAGGAUUUUCUUCAGUGAGAGCCUUUGUCUCUCAGUGUGUCAUUCAUUAAGACAGAGUGACUGAAGUAUUUCUCAUUAAUUUGUGGUGUUCAACAGCGGAGUAAUGGCCCACAUGGUUGUUUCAAGAGUUUAACAGUGAUAUAGUAUUUGCAGACCAAUUCUAGUUUUCCUGUAGGCACUCUUAAUGAAAAAUGAAAAAUAACCAACAUUUUGUUUUAAUGGAAUUGAUUCAUGGGAAGCAGCAUGGUAUAGUGGAAAG